AUGGCAAUGCUGAGAAGUCUAAUGCUUCUUUUCAUUUUGUUCUCCAUGGGGAACGCAGAAGGUAACUGCCCCCAUGGAUGGACAAAUUUUGGAGUCCGAUGCUACAAGUUCUUCUCUCAGGCAGUCAACUGGGUAACAGCAGAGAGGGAAUGCCAAAGUCUGGAUGCAAAUCUCGCAUCUGUACAUAGUAAAAUAGAACAUGAUUUUCUCCUGAGUCUGUUGCCUUCUUCCUCCACACGCUGUUGGUUUGGUACUCAUGAUGGUGAACAAGUAGGAGGUUGGUUGUGGACUGAUGGAACUCCAUUUGACUUCACCUACUGGGCCCCUGGACAACCUGACGGUCUGCAAACCGAGAACUGUGGGGAGUUAAACUUCGACAGUUACCGUUGGAACGAUGAAGCCUGUUCAACCUCACUGGGUUAUGUUUGUGCUAAAUACCUGUGAGAUCACAUGCAGUCAUCCUGCUCCACGGUUACUUUGA
Messenger RNA from Carassius gibelio (silver crucian carp), 481 nucleotides. RefSeq names its product galactose-specific lectin nattectin-like. Bases 1 to 444 code for a protein of 147 amino acids. The transcript is spliced from 5 exons. Lineage: Eukaryota; Metazoa; Chordata; Actinopteri; Cypriniformes; Cyprinidae. Gene Ontology annotation, molecular function: signaling receptor activity. The record is from RefSeq and is a predicted model, not a curated record.